Messenger RNA from Caenorhabditis elegans, 1103 nucleotides. It is a transcript of the gene T26C12.3, whose product is annotated as RING-type domain-containing protein. Gene Ontology annotation, cellular component: membrane. The record is from RefSeq and is marked reviewed. Lineage: Eukaryota; Metazoa; Nematoda; Chromadorea; Rhabditida; Rhabditidae. Bases 2 to 1039 code for a protein of 345 amino acids. Gene Ontology annotation, biological process: signal transduction. Gene Ontology annotation, molecular function: GTP binding; GTPase activity. The transcript has 3 exons.
CAUGUUAAUCUCCACAAAAUCGCCAAGCCGUCAGUCCCAUUCGGACUACUACAGUGUGGCUUCAUCAUGCUCCUCAUCGUGCUCCGACGAUGACGUCAUUCCCUUCUUCGAACAAGAUCUGAGGCCCCUCGUCGAUGCUUCAUCCACAGAAUCCGAUGACUUGUCAUCACUUCCAGUCGGCGUUUGCCCACAUUGCCUUCAAAUUUUUGAACAGCCAAUCAGCCUUCAGUGUGGUCAUUCGUUGUGUCUCAUCUGCUGCAAUCAACUGCUCUUCUCCUCCCCACCAGCAUUAACGUCUCAUCUAAAUCGACCAAUUCCUCGAAUGGGAAUCUCCCAACGUGUCCCCUCAACGCUGCCCGGGUCAAAUGGAAUUGUGAUGUACCGGACUCCGAGGUGUCCGGUAUGCAGUGCUCCACCAUCUCGUUCACCACCAGUACCCAAUCUUGCUUUGGAUCAUCUGCUGCGAAAUAUGAGAACUUUUCGUUGGAAUCAAAUUGAGAAGGAUGUGAGCUCGCGUGGAUCUAGGAAAUGGGAUGAUGGCCCAAUCCAAGACUGCAGAAUCGCGGUGCUAGGAUCAUCGAAAGUCGGAAAAACGUGCUUCACAAUGGUCCAGAAUGGGAAUGAAGUCAUGUUUCCUGAUGUGCACAGUGAAAAUGAAGACGCCGACGCUUACAUGGUAGAGAUUGCGGACGGAAUGUCAAUUGAAAGAUCGUGUGUAGCAUCAAAUGGAAUCAUUAUAAUGUACUCUGUGGUAGAUCGGCAAUCGUUCUAUCACGCCGCCGAGAUCUUCAAGAGACUGGAACACAGCAGAGAGCAUAAUCAGCCAAUUGUACUUGUCGGAUCCAAGAAGGAUAUGAGAGUCAAGAGAGUUGUCACAUCAUUUGAGGGACAACAGUUGGCCAGAACGUUAGGGAUCCCGUUCCUUGAGGUUUCUUCGAAGCAGAACGAUUGUGUUUUUGAGGCGUUUGAAGAGCUGGUUUCACUUAUUCAGAAACAGAAUGCUGCUUUUAAGAAUGUUGUGAAACAGAGUCUUGUUUGAUUUUUUUGGAUUAAUUGUUCUUGUUAUAUUGCAUAUCGGUGAAAAUGAAUAUUAGUACUUGAUU